CUCCUUUUAAUGACAAAGGCCAAAUCAGCUCAAAUGUAAAAAGAAAAGAACAAUCAAAGAUAUGUCUAAGAUGCAACUACAAAAUUCAAAGUAUUAUGUGCUGUGUUUAGUGUCAUCAUUAAUUGUUAAUCUUCUAUUCAUCUGUAAUUUGUAUUUUGUUACUAGUGAUGAUGAGUGGAGCCUAAGUUGGAGCAGAAGAGCAGCAAAAGAAGCUGAGACAGUUGCAGCAAUCUCAUGCUCUGGCCAUGGAAGAGUGUUCUUAGAUGGCUUGAUUCUUGAUGGAAAACAAAACCCAGUUUGUGAAUGCAGCAGUUGCUAUGGAGGUCCUGAUUGCUCCCAGUUCUUUCCUUCUUGUUCUGUAAAUGCUGAUGGUGGGGAUCCAUUGUUCCUGGAGCCCUUCUGGAUGCAGAAUGCCGCCAGCAGUGCUGUCGUUGUAGCAGGAUGGCAUCGGAUGAGCUACACAUACGAUGAUCAUUCUGCCAUCUCACAAGAGCUUGAAAGACUAAUCCGCAAGCUCCAUGCUACUGUAGGGAAUGCUGUAACAGAAGGAAGAUAUAUUAUUUUUGGUGCUGGCUCAACCCAACUCCUUAAUGCUGCAGUUAAUUCUUUAUCUCCUGAUAACUCCUCAUCCCCUGCCAGAGUUGUAGCUUCAAUCCCAUUUUACCCAGUUUAUAAAUUACAGACGGACCUUUUUCAAUCUGUGAAUUUCAGGUUUCAAGGAGACGCAUCAUUAUGGAGAAACAACUCAGAUACAAGUACAGAGAUGAUAGAGUUUGUGACUUCACCAAACAAUCCUGAUGGACAGCUGAAAAAGGCAGUUCUUGAAGGCUCUAAUGUGAGAGCAAUCUAUGAUCAUGCUUACUUUUGGCCACAUUUCACAGCAAUUCCAGCUCCAGCAGAUGGAGAUAUGAUGCUAUUUACACUUUCCAAGCUCACCGGUCAUGCUGGAUCCAGAUUUGGGUGGGCAGUGAUAAAGGAUGAGAUUAUCUAUCAAAGAAUGCUAACAUAUUUGACAUUUAAUACAAUGGGAGUUUCUCGAGAAAGUCAGUUACGAGCUCUGAAGCUCCUGAAAGUAGUCCUUCAAGGAGGAGGAAAUGCUAUAUUUGAAUUCGGAUACGAGACUAUGAGGAAACGUUGGGAAAGGUUGAGCAACACCAUAUCAAUGUCAAAACGCUUCUCGCUCCAGAAGAUAUCGCCCCAGUACUGCAACUUUUUCCAGGGACUCAGGGAAGCUUCACCAGCUUAUGGUUGGGUGAAGUGUGAGAGACAGGAAGACAAAGACUGUUUUGCAGUCCUUCAGGCAGGCAAUAUUACUAGUCGUCGAGGUAGCCUGUUUGGUGUCGGAGAUCAGUAUGUGCGUCUCAGUCUCAUUAGACGCCAAGAUGACUUUGAUUUAUUGAUUCACAGGCUAACUCAGCUAGUCUCCAAGGAAGAUGGCCCCAGAAGCAGCAUUUGAGGAAAUGCAAAUCUAUAAAGCUAGAAGGUCAGGUCAUGUCUAUUGACCUGUGUAUUUUUAUCAUUUAAAGGGUUCAUCUCUGAUGAUGACCUGCUCUAUUAAUUCCUGGCAUGUCACUGCUUCUCUUCCAAUAUGCAUACUGCAAUCUAAGACUUGUUGGGUAGAUUUAUCUAUCAGGAAAUUGCUCUAUCAUUAGUUAUA
Ricinus communis (castor bean) is the source of this 1657-nucleotide messenger RNA. RefSeq names its product tryptophan aminotransferase-related protein 3-like. Lineage: Eukaryota; Viridiplantae; Streptophyta; Magnoliopsida; Malpighiales; Euphorbiaceae. Bases 62 to 1456 code for a protein of 464 amino acids. Gene Ontology annotation, molecular function: transaminase activity; carbon-sulfur lyase activity. Gene Ontology annotation, biological process: amino acid metabolic process. The transcript is spliced from 5 exons. The record is from RefSeq and is a predicted model, not a curated record.